AACAGUAACUUUGUUGUGUUUGUGGAAAGAGGAAAACUUGAUAUUUUUCGAUAUUUUUAAUUAACAACCAUUCAAUUACACGUGAAAUGAGAAAAGUAACAGCUUAAUUUAAAAAUAAAUGAUUUUAUCUAGAGAAAUUGUGCAUCUGUAGCCGUAGUCAUUUUCACCUUGAAGAAAAGGUAAUAUACUAUUAAAAUAAUCUGCAUUUCCUGUGGAUAUCCUGUUUCUCAUUGAGCUACCACUUAGACGUCUUUUUUGAAAAUGAAAACCUGAUACCGUGUGAAUUUGAACUCAUAUGAAAUAAGACAACUCAGUGAAAAAUGUCAGAAGAAGGAUUGGACUGGUUAGGAAGUAUAUUAUCUGAAGUUCAAUUGAGCCAGUUUUUGGUUCCUAUUAGAGAUGACUUGCAGAUAUUAAGGUUGGAGCAUUUUGACUUUGUAACUGCUGAAGAUCUGGAAAAUAUUGGACUUAGCAAACCAGGUGGUAGAAGAUUGUUAGAGGCAGUAAAGAAGAAAAGGGCUCACCAGAAAAAGAGGAAUUUAAUAAAUAAAUUUAUACCUGUUUCAAACAAAAACCAUACAAACAAAAAGCAUGAUGAAGUUGUGGUUACUGAUUUUACCUCAUGUUUAAUCCAAGAAAGUAACAUUACUUUGUCUGUCAAAUUAGGAGAUGGAAGUUUUGGAGUUGUUAAAAGAGGUGAGUGGUUGAGUCCAAAUGGCAAAUCUAUUCCAGUUGCUGUAAAAGUACUCAAAGCGGACGCUUUAAGUCAACCAGGAAUCUUCGAGGACUUUAUAAAAGAAGUUCAAGCAAUGCAUGUUCUAAGUCAUCAGAAUUUAAUCAGGUUAUAUGGAGUAGUUCUUUCUCAGCCGAUGAUGAUGGUAACGGAACUAGCUCCUUUAGGCUCUCUAUUAGAUUUUUUAAGAAAACAAUGCCAACAUACUCCCGUUCCCAUGCUUUGCGAAUAUGCAACUCAGGUAGCAAACGGUAUGGCUUACCUCGAAAACAAAAGGUUUCUGCAUAGGGAUCUUGCAUGUAGAAAUGUUUUGCUAUCAGCCGUUGAUAAAGUAAAAAUAGGAGAUUUUGGACUGAUGCGGGCACUUCCUCAAGAAGAAGACUGCUACGUAAUGACAGAACAUAAGAAAGUCCCUUUUCCAUGGUGCGCCCCAGAAUCGUUAAGGUUUCGACAGUUCAGCCAUGCCUCUGAUACUUGGAUGUUUGGGGUGACUGUCUGGGAAAUGUUCACAUUUGGAGAAGAUCCAUGGAUGGGUUUGAUCGGUUCUGAAAUCCUGCGUAAGAUAGAAAAAGAAAACGAACGACUAUCAGCUCCCGAAGCCUGUCCACCGCCAAUUUACACAAUUCUUCUCCGUUGCUGGGCAAAAAAUCCUCAAGAUCGUCCCACCUUCGCUUCGCUCAAGGAUUUCUUUCGAAAGAAUAUGACUCCAGUAAUGAAAGCCAUGGGCCGACAAGAAGAACCUGGCAAACUAAAAUUUGAAGAGGGCGAUGAAAUUGCCAUUAUAGAUGGUAGUGCUGAGUUGUACUGGUGGAAGGGUCAACAUCAACAGACAUUUGAAAUUGGACUGGUACCUAGAUGUUUGGUAGAUCCGAUGAGGCCGAAGCAACCAGAGGAUAUUAGCAAACCGCUUCAACAUUCAUUUAUCCAUACCGGUCAUGGGUCUGCAUUCGGAGAAUCAUGGGGUAGCCCUUCUCAUAUCGAUGAAAUGUACCUGCAAAACCCAAUGGAUCCACCUGACGUCAUGGGUCUGCAGAGGCAGCCCAAACCGUUACCUGAACUCUGUGAUAGAAGGAAAUCUUCAAAGAAUUGUUUAAAUGGUUCAUUGCGACGACCACUAGAAAACCAGUUUAACUACAAAAAAUUAACAAACCAAGAAAGCUUUAAAUCAAAGAAACCGCAGAGGCCGCCAGAUCCAAAGAUAGAUACAAAUAGAGAAGGGGUUUUGGUUGACAUAUCACCGGAAGAUGCUCCCGUUCUAAGAAAGAAGGAAGUAGUCACUAGUAGACCGGAGUCUCGAGCUGUAUCUUUGCUGGAUGAGCCUAUAGAUGUACCUCAACAAGAUAAUAUCUGGCCUGACGAAUCUCCACCUAAAAAUAUGGAACUGGCUCCUCCUCCAUACAAUUCGCCACCUUCCUACUACAAUACAACCGCCUUUGCUACUCCCGAACCUACAUUAGAUCCCUUUGACACCAGAACAGUAUUUCAACCUGUUAGUCCCCAAAAAUCGCUCUCUCCGACUACUUCCACACCCACAAGCACUUUUAUCGAUAAGAUCACUCAAAAUUUAUUCGAUACCAGUCCGAGUAGGAAUUAUACUAGAACUCAGAAUGCAAAUUAUAGCACCAGUACCAAAGUACUCCAGAAUCUUUUUGAAUCCAGUCCUAGCAAAAACGCAGAACCAAAGGAGAAUUAUGUUCAAGGGGAUAUAUCUAAUAGGAGUUUUAAUUAUUUCAGAACAGACAUUACAGAGAAAGACACGAAUAUAAUUACUUUAAAACAGACUUCUACAGCUCAAAAAAAUUUGACCUCAUCCUUUAACAAGACUGAUAAUAAUCUAGAAAAUGAUCUGUUGCUCUUAAAGUUAGAAUCUCCAGAGAAAAAUGAAGACCAAAAGAAGUUUUUAGCCGAGUUAGAGAAGUGUUUGCUGGGGAAAGACAAUGAGAUACCAGUUUUAGAUCCACCACAACCAGUUAGGAAAGAGAAAAACAGUAAUGGGGUGGCAGGGGCGUUUCCAAAAGUACAAAAUAAAACAUAUUCUAAUAUAGGAGAUUUCUACGGAAAAACUUUUGACAAUUCUCCGCAGAAAAACGAUACGGCAUCUGUGAUAAACAAGAUCUGGUGUGAAUCGACGAAUAACGGAAAUAUGAAACAAAAUAAUAAGAAUAUACAAAUGGACAAUCAAAAUAAAAUUGAAAAUGUUGCGGCCAAUGGAGAUGUUGAUCCAUAUCGGUCGACGAGAAGAUAUGAUCCUGUGUAUUCCUCUACAAACUCCGUUUUCGGAGGGGGGAAUUAUUAUGAUUUAACACCGGAGGCAUCUGGUUCAAAUCAGAAUCUCUACAAUCAUCUUCCACAAACAAUCCACAACAACAUCACGUCUUCAUCACAGUUAACCACCACAAACACACUAUACAAAACAAACAACUACAAUAACUCAGCGGUUGUUCAGCGAGAUCCAUACUCUUCAACCAAUCUGUACAAUAACCAAUCAGCUGCGUACGGUUAUAGUAGUGUCGCCGGUAGUAUUAGUGGAAGACCGUAUGAAGAAGUCGGGAGGCAUUACAGUGAAGUAACUGGUAAUAGUUUGUACCACGAAAUACCAGACAAUGUAUAUAACGAUGUAACUGAUGAUUCUUUGAAACCUCAUAGGCCCGCUCCGACAAAACCGGGAAAUUUGCAGCCUUUAAGUAUGCAACAAAUACAGAGGAAGAUUCAGCAAGGUCAAUUGACUGCGGACGCAGAAAGGUUAAUGACACCUGAAUAUAGAAGCAAUAAAAUUAGUCAAGUGAGAGAUUGUAUACCCGAUGUAGACAUUGAUGAAUGUCUAAACGUACUGCAGGCCAGCGGUUGGGAUGUUGCCUUUGCUAUUAAAACUUUAAAAAUUAACAAAUUAGUUAGGUUAGGAGUAGCAGAUAGUAGCCGAUGCGAGACAGCUUUACAACAUACCAAUUGGAACGUUGAAUUGGCAGCAUCAGCUAUACUUGACCUUUAGUACUGUUAGGAAAUACGUUAAAUAUGAAAUGUAGUUAGGAGUCACUGAAGAUAUUCGAAAAGUCACUAGUCGUACGAUAAGUUCUUUCCCUAGGACCUCAUGAAAAAUAUUUUUUUUAUAUUCAUUAAUUUGUAUAUAUGUACUUAUAUGGUCCAGCCAUGUUUACAUCACAAUAAAUAAAUAAGUCAAUAGAUUUUGUCCUACAAAAAUAAUUUUUUAAUUUUGAAAUAAUUUUUAAUUGAUUUAGUUUAGAGGUGCUAUACACUGUUUUUUUUUUUCGAAUUACAAACUAGCUUUUAGUAAUCAUGAAGCCUUGUACUAACUUUUAUAUUGCAACAAAUUAAUCAUUUGUGCUAUUCAAGAUAAUAAUAUAAUCCACAGAUCGCACUGCUAACGUUUGUUGGCCUUUAAGUUCUAGUGACUAGAAAAUGUUUUUACUUUUUAAAUUUACUACACUCAAGUAGAUGAGAAAUACUUUUGAAUUAAUUUUGAAAUAUUUUUUUUGUUUUUGAUAGAUUGAAACAAGGAAUUAACUAGAUUUAUACUGAUGGAUCAAGGUAGAAUGAUACUUUACAUGUUAAUGUCGAGAUUUUUCAAAAUAGCGGAUUUACAUAUAUGAGUAUAAUUCUAUCUGCCUCAUAUAUAUUCAGCCAGUUCAGUCGGAUGACACAUAAUAAAAAAAGUUGAGACAAGAAUAGGUUAUAUUAGGGGAUCAGCUCUUGUCUUUUUUUUUAAAUAAUUCUCCUUUCUUAUGCUUUUUGUUGAAAAACAUCCAAAACCUAGACUCGUUAUAUAAAAUUUAGUACAAGCUCUACAGUUUAAUAAAAAUGUUAUCUGAACAGCGGAAAUUCUGUCUAGUCUAUUACUGAUAUUUAUUUUUAAAAUUAACAAUUUGUAUAUAUUAUGAAAAUGGCAACCAGAAGGGUAGAAUUUAUUAUACAACUAGAUAUUAAUUGAAGAGGAUUUUCUAACGUCAUCACAUAAUUACUCAAUUAAUUAAGCAUUGUUAGAUAGUACACGUGCCAAAGGAAAUCUAGUUAAAAUAGUGCGUUCUGAUUUAUUCAUGUGAAUGAAUCAGCAGAAAAAGUAGGACAAAAUAAAAGUUUAGCCAGUUUAAUAUUAGCGUAAUUUAUAAAUUUAAGACUUUUUGAUCAAAUGGUACACAGUACUUUAGCAUUUUUUCUGAAAUAUUCGUUGAAAUGUUCUGACAUUAAAAAUAAUUAUGAAAAUAUACGAUAGUUUAAAAAACCAUUGAUAGUACUGAAUUAACAAAGUGCAAGAAUCGCCUGUUAAGAUAUAAAUUUUAUGGCUAAUAGAUAUUACAAGGCAAUAACAUCUGUUACAAAUUGAAACAUUAAUUUUAUUAAAAUAAAUCGGCGAGUCGCGCAAGUGGAAAGUUAUAUCUUUAAAUGGCCAAAUUGGAAUGAGUUAGAAAUAAAUAUAAGCGGAUAGUACUUCAGUACGAUCAUUCACGAUAUUGAACCGGUAUCAUAUAAAAAGUAGAAUUAUGAAAAAUGAUUAAAGACCGAAAUGUCAAAGCAGCAAAAAUGGAACAUGACAAAUCGAGAAAAAUUUUAAAGUACAAACAACGGAAUAGAAAAUUAAACUGUUGAAACUAGUUCGAAUAAGAUACGGAAAGCUUGCUUAUGUG
Molecule: messenger RNA, 5373 nt
Organism: Diabrotica balteata
Lineage: Eukaryota; Metazoa; Arthropoda; Insecta; Coleoptera; Chrysomelidae
Source: the annotation of a GenBank genome assembly